Molecule: messenger RNA, 3783 nt
Organism: Triticum urartu
Lineage: Eukaryota; Viridiplantae; Streptophyta; Magnoliopsida; Poales; Poaceae
Product: LRR receptor-like serine/threonine-protein kinase SIK1
Biological process (GO): embryo sac development; plant ovule development; stomatal complex morphogenesis
Molecular function (GO): receptor serine/threonine kinase binding; protein kinase activity; ATP binding
Source: RefSeq, a predicted model, not a curated record
CACCACACACGCCGCGGCGGGCGCUGGCCCUGCUUCCCCUGCAGCGCGGCGCAGCGGCUGCCCCCCGAAAGCAACCACAGUCACGUCGCUAUCCGUCCGUCGCCACGACAAAUACAUUGCCCCCCUCCCCCUCCCCCUCGCUCCCCCCAUCUACUCCAUCCAUCCAUCCAUCCAUUCGCCAGAUGGGACUGGGUCUGGGUCUGGGAGCGGCGGCGGCGGUGCUGGAGCAGUGGUGGUAGGAGUAGUAGCUUCCACGGUCGUCCGGGGAGGAGGUUUCUUGAUUUCUUAGAGAGUGCACAGGCGGCGGAGGGAAGGGAGGGAAUGGCGCCGUCGUCGUUGCGGCGGUGGGCGGCGACUGUGGUGCUACUGGUGGUGGUUCUUGGGCUGGCGGCGGCGGAGGGGGCGGAAGGGGGAGGGGACGGGGCGGCGCUGAUGGCCGUCAAGGCGGGAUUCGGCAACGCCGCCAACGCGCUCGCCGACUGGGACGGCGGCCGCGACCACUGCGCCUGGCGGGGCGUCGCCUGCGACGCCAACUCCUUCGCCGUCCUCUCCCUGAACCUGUCAAAUCUGAACCUGGGAGGGGAGAUCUCGCCGGCGAUAGGGGAGCUCAAGGCCCUACAGUUCGUGGAUCUCAAGGGGAACAAGCUCACAGGCCAAAUCCCAGACGAGAUUGGGGACUGCGUCUCCUUAAAAUACUUGGAUUUGUCCUUCAACCUGCUGUAUGGAGACAUCCCCUUCUCCAUCUCCAAGCUCAAGCAACUCGAGGAUUUGAUUCUGAAGAACAACCAGCUCACGGGCCCCAUCCCUUCCACACUGUCCCAGAUUCCAAAUCUCAAGAUCCUGGAUCUGGCGCAGAACCAGCUCACAGGCGACAUCCCAAGGCUCAUCUACUGGAAUGAAGUUCUGCAAUACCUAGGCUUGAGGGGUAACUCACUGACUGGAACCUUGUCACCUGACAUGUGCCAACUCACUGGCCUGUGGUACUUUGAUGUGAGGGGCAACAAUCUAACAGGAACAAUUCCACAGAGCAUAGGGAACUGCACUAGCUUUGAGAUUCUGGACAUUUCAUAUAACAAAAUCUCUGGAGAAAUACCUUACAACAUAGGUUUCCUUCAAGUAGCUACACUGUCACUUCAAGGAAAUAGACUGACUGGGAAAAUUCCAGAAGUGAUUGGCCUCAUGCAAGCUCUUGCUGUUCUUGAUCUGAGCGAAAAUGAACUAGUAGGGCCCAUUCCUCCGAUACUCGGCAACCUAUCCUACACAGGCAAACUAUAUUUACAUGGCAAUAAACUUACUGGAGAAGUACCCCCGGAACUUGGGAACAUGACGAAACUUAGCUACCUGCAACUGAAUGACAAUGAAUUAGUGGGCACAAUUCCAGCUGAGCUUGGGAAACUUGAAGAGCUAUUCGAAUUAAAUCUUGCCAACAACAAUCUUGAGGGUCCUAUUCCUACAAACAUCAGUUCUUGCACUGCACUAAACAAAUUCAAUGUUUACGGCAAUAGAUUGAACGGUUCUAUCCCUGCUGGUUUCCAGAAUUUGGAGAGUUUGACUAACUUGAACCUAUCCUCGAACAAUUUUAAAGGUCAUAUCCCGUCUGAACUUGGUCAUAUCAUCAAUUUGGACACACUGGAUCUUUCCUACAAUGAAUUCUCUGGACCAGUUCCUGCUACUAUUGGUGAUCUUGAGCACCUUCUUCAACUAAAUUUGAGCAAAAACCAUCUUAGUGGGUCUGUGCCUGCUGAGUUCGGAAACUUGAGAAGCAUCCAAGUAAUUGAUUUAUCCAACAACGCCAUGUCUGGUUAUCUCCCUGAAGAACUAGGCCAACUUCAGAACCUUGAUAGUUUGAUUCUUAACAACAAUACUUUGGUUGGGGAGAUCCCUGCUCAGUUGGCUAACUGCUUCAGCUUAAACAUCUUGAACUUGUCAUAUAACAACUUUUCUGGACAUGUCCCAUUCGCUAAGAACUUCUCAAAGUUCCCCGUGGAAAGCUUCUUGGGGAAUCCGAUGCUGAGCGUUCAUUGCAAAGACUCCAGCUGUGGCAACUCUCAUGGAUCAAAAGUGAAUAUUCGGACAGCGAUUGCUUGCAUCAUCUCGGGCUUCGUCAUAUUGCUCUGUGUUCUGCUAUUGGCAAUAUAUAAGACAAAGCGGCCACAGCCACCUAUCAAAGCAUCUGAUAAACCAGUGCAAGGACCUCCAAAGAUAGUACUCCUCCAAAUGGACAUGGCUAUCCAUACCUAUGAUGAUAUUAUGAGGCUGACAGAGAACUUGAGCGAGAAAUACAUCAUUGGCUAUGGCGCUUCAAGUACUGUGUAUAAAUGUGUGCUCAAGAGUGGCAAGGCAAUUGCUGUGAAGCGGCUCUACAGUCAAUACAACCAUGGCGCCCGGGAGUUUGAGACAGAGCUGGAGACGGUCGGUAGCAUCCGGCACAGGAAUCUUGUCAGCCUUCAUGGCUUCUCACUCUCUCCCAAUGGAAACCUGCUCUUCUACGAUUACAUGGAAAACGGUUCCUUGUGGGAUCUUCUCCAUGGUCCAUCAAAGAAGGUGAAACUUGACUGGGACACCCGACUGAGGAUCGCCGUUGGUGCGGCGCAAGGGCUGGCCUAUCUGCACCAUGACUGCAACCCUCGGAUAGUCCACAGGGACGUCAAGUCCUCCAACAUCCUGCUCGACGAGCACUUUGAAGCGCAUCUCUCGGACUUUGGCAUCGCCAAAUGCGUCCCGGCAGCCAAGACCCACGCGUCCACAUAUGUGCUAGGAACCAUCGGCUACAUCGAUCCAGAGUACGCCCGGACGUCAAGGUUGAACGAGAAGUCCGAUGUGUACAGCUUCGGCAUCGUUCUUCUGGAGUUGCUCACCGGGAUGAAGGCUGUCGACAACGAUUCCAACUUGCACCAGUUGAUAAUGUCGAGAGCCGACGACAACACGGUGAUGGAGGCGGUGGACUCGGAGGUGUCGGUGACGUGCACGGACAUGGGGCUGGUCCGGAAGGCGUUCCAGCUGGCCCUGCUGUGCACCAAGCGGCACCCCAUCGACCGGCCGACGAUGCACGAGGUGGCCCGGGUGCUGCUCUCGCUGAUGCCGGCCCCCGCCGCCGCGAAGCCCUCCUCCUACGCGGCGACGGACGCCUCCAAGAAGGUGGACUACACGCGGUACCUGGCGGCGGCGGCCCCCAACACGGAGCACGACAUGGGCGGCGACAACAGCUCCCCCGACGAGCAGUGGUUCGUGCGGUUCGGCGAGGUCAUCUCCAAGCACACCAUGUGACGCGACACGCGAACCGACCACGCCCCCCAAAGUCUUCUCCUCCCCAAGGUGUAGCGAGAGCCGGAAGAUGCAGCUAGGACAGCAUAGUAGAGCACAGUGCAGGGAAAAUAGGCCUAGGGUUUCUUUCUGAGUAGUACAUGGAUGGAUGGUGCCAUUGCUCUUCUUCACACCUUCCCAUUUUGCUCUUCUUCUUCUUCUCGGUGGUGUUGAUUAUCAGAAGCAAGCAUGGAGGGAGCUCUUGCUGGGCAUUCAUGGUGUGGAUAGGUCAUGUUCCGAGUGACCUAUCUCGUGAGCGCCUUGAAGGCCCAUUGCAAAACUUUAUGCGCUGCGAUGAUGACGAUGACCAGAGGGAGAGAUACUACUGCUACUGUGACGAUGAUGAUGGGUUCUUGGAUCCUGUGAGCGCAUUGAAUUGAAUUGAUCGAACCCCAUGCCCUGCCGCGUGAUGCGUCGUCAGGGAAGGAUUGUGCGAUGUAAAUGGGUGUUGUCCAGUCUACUCCUGUUUUUUGGACGGUA